Messenger RNA from Rhodotorula graminis WP1, 1575 nucleotides. RefSeq lists its product as uncharacterized. Gene Ontology annotation, molecular function: carbohydrate:proton symporter activity. Gene Ontology annotation, biological process: transmembrane transport; carbohydrate transport. Lineage: Eukaryota; Fungi; Basidiomycota; Microbotryomycetes; Sporidiobolales; Sporidiobolaceae. The record is from RefSeq and is a predicted model, not a curated record. The transcript has 13 exons. Bases 1 to 1575 code for a protein of 524 amino acids. Gene Ontology annotation, cellular component: membrane.
AUGAGUCUCGUCAACGACAAGCAACGCACCAAAGAGGCGGCCGAGAAGCGCGAGUUUGCGCACUCGUCGCCCACGCCCUCUCGCGACGGCGCCAUGAACCGCAAGAAGAGCACCUUCCAGGGCGCCACCAUGGCUGAAGGCACUGCCAUCGACGCCUCGGGCGUGCCGACCUACAUGGGCACCAGCGGCGACAAGCUCGGCGCCCUCAUCACCAUCUGCGCGUCCAUGGGCUUCAUUCUCUUCGGUUACGACCAGGGUGUCAUGUCCGGCAUCAUCUCGGCUCCGCAAUUCAUUCGCGUCUUCCCUGCCUGCGACCCGGCUCAGCAGGGCACCUACAAGGCCUCGGUCCUCCAGGCCUUCUACGUCGCCAUCUACGAGAUUGGCUGCCUCGGCGGCGCCAUCUUUGCCCUCAUGUUCGGCGACCGCCUCGGACGUCGCAAGAUGAUGUUCACCGGCGCCAUCAUCCUCAUCCUCGGCGUCAUCAUCCAGAUCACCGCUUUCCGUGGCUCCUGGGCCGGUGGCCAAUUUAUCAUCGGUCGUAUCGUUACCGGACUCGGCACGGGUUUCGAGACGUCCACCAUCCCGACGUGGCACGCCGAGUGCGCCAAGGCUCACUCGCGUGGCUUUGCCGUCUUCAUCGAGGCCGCCAUGAUCUCGACCGGCACCAUGAUCUCGUACUGGGUCGACCUCGGCUUCUCGUACCUCGACUCGUCGGUCUCGUGGCGCGUGCCCAUCGCGCUCCAGUGCAUUUUCGCCAUCGGCCUCAUCAUCAUGCUCAUCUGGCUCCCCGAGUCGCCGCGUUGGCUCAUCUCGAAGGGCCACAUGGUCGAGGGUCAGCGCGUCGUCGCCGCACUCGACCCGGCGCCGUUCGACAGCGAGACCGUCAUCCUCCAGACCAAGGUCAUCCACGACUCGCUCGAGGGCCAGCUCCGCCAGCGCAAGCGCGACCUCAUCACCAACGGCCCGACCCAGCACUUCCGCCGCAUGCUCCUCGGCUCGUCGUCGCAGCUGUUCCAGCAGAUCGGUGGCUGCAACGCCGUCAUCUACUUCUCGACGCCCAUCUUCGAGGAGUACCUCGGCCAGAGCCGCAACAUGGCGCUCAUCCUCGGCUCGGUCCUCGCCACCGUCUACGCCCUGUCGGCGUGCAUCUCGUUCCCGCUCCUCUACUUUAUCGGCACCAUCGGCCAGGCGCUCUCGAUGUUCCUAAUCAUGGCGUGCCUGAUCCCGGGCAAGGACAGUAACGCUGUCAACGGCGCCGUCGUCGGCAUCUUCCUGUUCCUCACCUUCUUCGGCUUCACCUGGCUUGAGCUCCCGUGGCUCUACCCGGCCGAGAUCAACCCGCUCAAGACCCGCACCAACGCCAACGCCGUCUCGACCAUCAACAACUGGCUGUGGAACUUCACCGUCGUCAUGUUCACGCCGCCGUUCCUCGCGUCGUCGGCCAAGGUGUGGUACGUCAAGAUGGCCAAGGAGAUGCCCCGCCUGUCCGGCGCCGAGAUCGAGGGCGAGUGGCGCCGUCUCGGCCUCAGCGACGAGGACCGUCCUCAGUCGGCCAUCGGCGACAACGUCGCAUAG